Octopus sinensis (East Asian common octopus) is the source of this 973-nucleotide messenger RNA. Its product is annotated as secreted protein C-like. The coding region runs from base 339 to 911 and encodes 190 amino acids. The transcript has a single exon. The record is from RefSeq and is a predicted model, not a curated record. NCBI's taxonomy places the organism in Eukaryota, Metazoa, Mollusca, Cephalopoda, Octopoda, Octopodidae.
UUUUUUUCACUGAAAUAAUAGGAUUAUUAUUACAGUUCUUCUUUACAACAUUUGAGUAAAAACGAUACGUAUUGCCAUAGUUAUCGUGAAAUCUGUUUUCGAAUAUAUUUGUAAUACUGUGUUGGAAAAGUAUGUUUAUGAGAUGAAAUAGAAUUAUCAGCCUCUAUUUUACAACUUUUAAUAUUGUCAGUCACUUUUGAAUGCUUGUUUGAUUCCUAUAUUCAGAAUUGAGUUUGUGUCAACGAACUAUUUAUAAAAACAACUCGUCAAUAUGGCAUGAAUAGUUUGCGGGUUUUAAUAAAAAUUAUAAAUAAACACAUUUAAUAUGCUCAGCUUUGAUGAGUAGUCGAAGAUUCUCAGCUGUCGUCUGUCGAAACCUCGGUGGUCAUCUUCCAGUUGUCGACUCUACGCUCGACGAUCUCUCGUCUGGCGAUUCCUCGACCAGCAAUUCCACGACCGGCAAUUCCUCGUCCGGCAAUAUCAAGUCCGGCAUUUCCUCGUUCGACGAUUCUUCGUCCACCAAUACCAAGUUCGGUAUUUCCUCGUCCGACGAUUCCAAGUCCGGCAAUUCAUCGUUCGGCAAUAUCAAGUCCGGCAAUUCAUCGUUCGGCAAUAUCAAGUCCGGCAAUAUCAAGUCCGGCAUUUCCUCAUCCGACGAUUCCACGUCCGACGAUUCCUCGUCCGACAAUUCCAAGUUCGGCGAUUCUUCGUCCGGCAAUUCCAAGUCCGGCAAUUCCACGAACGGCAAUUGCACAGUCGGCAAUUGUACGACCGGCAAUUCCCCGACCGGCACUUCCAAUGCUGGAAAUUCCAAGUCCGGCAAAUCCACGACCGACUCAUCCACGACCGGCAACUCUAAGUCCGGAACUUCCGCGUCUGCUGAUUCUCUUUUGUCACUAGAAGGUUCCUGAGGUUGUACACUGUAAGAGGUUUCUCCAUGUUCAGCCUGAUGUAAAUCCUGUUCUCUAUUUGU